This is a messenger RNA of Zophobas morio, 2289 nucleotides long. Its product is annotated as modular serine protease-like. Gene Ontology annotation, molecular function: serine-type endopeptidase activity; protein binding. NCBI's taxonomy places the organism in Eukaryota, Metazoa, Arthropoda, Insecta, Coleoptera, Tenebrionidae. Gene Ontology annotation, biological process: proteolysis. The transcript has 12 exons. Bases 207 to 2126 code for a protein of 639 amino acids. The record is from RefSeq and is a predicted model, not a curated record.
GCGACGGGAAUUCCAGUUCGUAGUACGACCAAAGAAGCGAGAAACACUAUCAGGUUUUCACCAACGAGUUCUGUUAACAACGAUAAACUCAUGCGACCUCUUCUGUGGGUCAGUUUAAAUGUUAAAAUUACUAAAAAAUAAUAAUGUUUUAAUCAAAUCCGUGAAAAAGACAGAAGUUAGUACGCAGCAAAUACUUUAGUUAAAAAAUGUGCAAUGCAAGAACAUUAUUACAGGUGAUUUGUUUGAGUUUUGCUGUUAUCCAAAUAGUAGAUGGUAUAGAUUUUUCUCCAAGUAGUAACUACACAAGGGUACGUCGCCAAGCCAAUCGGGGAAAUUGCAGAAAACCAAAUUUCGCCUGUAAAUCUGGCGAAUGCAUCGACGAAGACAAAGAGUGCGAUGGUACCGUCGACUGCAAUGACGCUAGCGACGAAAGCAAUGCUUGCCAUAGAAUAAAGUGUCCUGAUUAUUUGUUUACCUGUAAAUACGGCGCCUGCAUCAACAAAAACUUGGAAUGUGACGGUAAAAAUGACUGCCGAGAUGGUUCCGAUGAAAAUACACCCAACUGUAGGAAAACCGAUCAAGAGACACCAGAGUGCAAAGAGGGUGAGUUUAGAUGUAGCUCAGGUCAGUGCAUCGACCAAGACAAUAAAUGCGAUGGUAAAGCGGAAUGUGAUGACCAUUCGGACGAAAUAAGGGCUACGUGUUGGAACGUGAAGUGUCCGGGAUUCACUCACAGGUGCAAAUAUGGAGCUUGUGUUAAGCGUUUAGCUGAGUGCAAUGGAGUUGUUGAAUGUUUCGACGGCUCGGAUGAAGAUCCCGCCAUUUGUAAGAAUUCGACGGUGGCCCCACCCGUGACACCGGCCCCUGUUCCUCCCAGACCAUCUCCAGGAGUCAAGGGUAGCUGCGUUUUGCCACAGUAUCCAGAAUUUGGAAAAUGGGCGAUUGUGUCAGCAAACGCUGCUAGAUAUUCUCCCGGAAUGUCAGUAAAUCCAGGAACGACUUUAAGGGUGGAAUGUCAAAACAGGUACAAGUUAGAUGGUCAAAAGGCGGUGUUUUGUGACAAUGGCACAUGGUCUUCCGAAAUUGGACGUUGUUUGAAAGCGUGUAAGCCUAGAUUAAGUUCCUCAACUGUACGUGUAACAUGCAGUUAUAACGACAAAGAAACGGAAAAUUGCACAGAUGCUGUUGAAGGUACUCUUGCGAAGUUUAAGUGUGCUCCGUUUUAUGAGGAUCUCGCACUGAAAACAAAACCUGUGCACAUUUGCCAAGAUGGAGAAUGGGAUCAACCCGAACCUCACUGUGUGCCAGUGUGUGGUCAAAAAACAGUCGAACCGACUAAGCUAAUCGUUAACGGAACUGAUGUGGCCAAAGGGGAUUACCCAUGGCAAGUGGCUUUGUAUAACAAACGGAGCAAGGAUCUUAUAUGUGGCGGGUCGCUCUUAAGCCAAAGAGUCAUUCUUUCAGCGGCGCAUUGUAUCACGGAUGAAAAAGGAGUCAUGCUUUCCAAAGAAGAUUAUGUAGUAGCUGUUGGAAAGUACUACAGAGCCUUUGACGAUAGUCGAGAUUACAACGAAGCACAAUUUUCGGAGUUGUAUGGUAUGUUUGUCGCCGAUCAGUAUAAAGGAAAUAUUCAAAACUACCUUGGAGAUAUCGCCAUAUUAGUGUCCAAAAAAAUCUUUACACUUUCACGAAGAGUUCAACCCGUGUGUUUAGACAGAGGUCAAAAUUACCACGUGAAAGACAACACCUACGGCUACGUGACUGGCUGGGGUUUCACUAUAGAAAACAACGCACCUUCGGAAGUUUUGAAAGAACUAAAAGUUCCGUCAGUUUCUCUUUCCGAUUGUCAAACCAACUUGCCAGAAGACUACGACAUAUAUCUCACGUAUGACAAAAUGUGUGCAGGAUACUUGGAAAAGGGAACGUCAGUGUGCAAAGGCGAUAGUGGUGGAGGGUUGGUAUUUAAACAUGACGGUAGAUAUUAUGUUACUGGAAUCGUCAGUCUUUCUCCUACCUCACCUUUUUUGGUAAAUGGCUGUGAUAGUCAACAAUAUGGUCUCUACACCCAGGUUUCAAAAUACAUUAACAACUUCAUUCUGGCGAAGUUAGCCGAGUACAAGAGUUAAGUUCUACAGGUCGGUUUAAUAAAGACUGAAAACUCAACAGACUACGUAUAUUUUUUUAUUCCAUUACUGAUCUGUGAGCUUAUAUAACAUCUGUCAUUUUUCCUUGUUUGUUUUUAUUUUAUAAAUUGCGCAAAUCUUUUUGGAAAUAAUAAUUUUAAUCACA